Molecule: messenger RNA, 2364 nt
Organism: Coccinella septempunctata (seven-spotted ladybird)
Lineage: Eukaryota; Metazoa; Arthropoda; Insecta; Coleoptera; Coccinellidae
Product: zinc finger Y-chromosomal protein 1-like
Exons: 2
Coding region: 75-1550 (491 amino acids)
Biological process (GO): regulation of gene expression
Cellular component (GO): nucleus
Source: RefSeq, a predicted model, not a curated record
CUAUGCUAUAAUCUUUGCUUGCCUCUUUUUAAGGUUUGUAAUUAAAUUUUUUUGUUUUGAUGGAGAAGAAGUAAAUGGUAGUAGCCAUGGGGGAACAAAUUAUUUAUUUUGAAGAGCUUCUAUUACCUGUUGCUCAUGAUGAUGUAGAGUUCGAGAAAAAAUCAGGAAUUAUAGAAGUUGAACAGUUUCUAGAUGAUGACGGAUUUCAUGAAAGAGAAGAAUAUAUAAUCAAGAAUGAGAAAAGUACCUCAAACAACUUAUUUACCAAAAUCGAAGGAAGUCAUAUAUCAUCUGUCCCUCCUAUCAAGGAAGUGCCUCAAGAAUCAGAUCCACUGAUGAAUAAUUCUAAUUCUGCACUUCUGGAACAGGCUAUAGCUCAUGAAAGUCACGUAGUCUCAAUUAAAAAAAAAAAAAUUAGAAAAAGCACACGGUGUGAUAACGACUCUGGUCAGAAAGAUCUAAAGAAAAUACGUAAGAAAUCCGUCAAGAAACACAAGUGCCCAUUUUGUGAAUACACAGCAAGUCGAAAAAGUCUCCUCCAAACUCAUGAGGAAACAGUUCAUUCGACUAUCAAGAAAAACGAAUGUCACUUAUGUGAGUAUGUUGCAUCUAGUAAAUAUUGCCUUGAAAAUCACGUGAAAUCUAUUCAUCUGAAAAUUAAGGAUCAGCAGUGUCAUUUAUGUGACUAUGUAACAUAUAAAAAGCAAAACCUUCAAAAUCAUAUUAAUUCUGUUCAUUUGAAUAUCAAAUUCAAGUGUCACUUAUGUGAAUAUACUGCUAAUCGAAAAGAUAGCCUCAACAUUCAUCUAAAAUCUGAUCAUUUGAAAGUCAAAGAAAAGUGUCAUUUGUGCGAUUACACUACAAAUCUAAAUUCUAACCUUAAAAUACACAUAACAUCUGUUCAUCUGAAAACUGGUGAACACAAAUGUCACCUAUGUGAGUUUGUUACAAGUAGAAAAGAUGUUCUACAAAGACAUAUUGACUCUAUUCAUUUAAAAAUCAAGAAAUACAAGUGUGAAUUGUGUACUUAUGAGACAAAUAACAAAAGUCAUCUCGAUAGGCAUGUAAGUUCUAUUCAUCUGAAAGUUGUGAAACCCAAAUGUUUCGAUUGCCUGCAGUGCGAUUAUUCUUCGAGAAGAAAAGAUAAUCUUCAGAAACAUGUCGACUCUGUUCAUUUGAAAAUCAAGAACCACAAGUGUGGAUUGUGUGAUUAUGCUGCGUCCGGGAAAUAUGAACUUAAGCUUCAUGUGAAAUCUUUUCAUCUUAAUAUCAAGGAUCAUAAGUGUUCUUUAUGUGAACACAGUACGAUACGAAAACACAACUUAAUAAUUCAUAUGAAAACUGUUCAUUCAAAUAUCAAGGAACUUGAGUGUCACUUAUGCGAUCAUGUUGCACUCAGACAAAGUGAACUGAAAAAACAUAUCGACUCUGUUCAUUUGAAUGUCUGGAAACACAAAUGCCACUUAUGUGAAUAUGGUACCAAUUUAAAAAUAGACCUUGGCAAGCAUAUCAAAUCUGUUCAUUCGAAAGCAGCAAGAGUCAGUAGGUGAUUUUGGUACAAGUAAAAAAAAUAAUGCCAUAAAAAGCAUAUCGACUGUAUUCAUUAAAAUAUCAGGAAACACAACUGUAACUUAUGUGAUUAUGCUGCGAAUAUAAUAACACACCUCGAAGUUCAUGUCACAAGUGGAAAAAGCAAACUUCAGGCUCACAUUAAGUCUAUUCAUUUGAUUAGAAUAUGAAACAGGUAAAAAAAAGAACAAGUAAAAUAUGUUGAUUUGAAUCUUAAGGAACACAAGUGUCACCUAUGUAAGUUUGUUACAAUUGAAAAAAAAAAAACCUUGGUCCAUCUUAAGUACGAUAUUAUACGUCAGAAGUAAAUCAUCGUUGCCAGACUGUCGAAAUAAUACUAGAUUUUACUGGUGACAUUUGUUAUAAAGAAUUUUUUUGUGAAUGGAUGAUAAAUUAUGAUCCAUACAGAUUCUAAUAAAAUAAUUUUUUUGUGUAAAUGAUGCUUUUACUUUUAUAUAUUGUUUUCAGCAACUUUAUUUUCUCAAUCAGUUCAAUAGCUUACUUAAUGAACAACUAUUAUUAAAUACUAACGUCCAGUUUCAUAAUUAAAUUUAAAGUCACUUUGAGCUUUCUUUAGUGUCAUUUUAAGUAGGGUUAAAGGAAGCUUUGAAAUUAAAGGGAUUUUAGUUAGAUAAAGGUGAAGUUGAAAGAAUUCUAUUGACAUAGGGUCUGAUCAAAAUAUCAAUCUGAAAUGUUCAACAAAAAUGUAUGAAAAUCAUAAGCCCAAUCAUUGGGUUAAUUUUCCAAUGUAGACAUAGAGAUAUGUCCUUCUAAAAAAAAUGCGAAUUUAUAAAA